AUGGUGAAAGGCAUUAACGUCUUGCACUAUUGUAUUAAAUUCCUGAACAUCGGCGCCAACCUAAGUAACAUUGAUGCCAAGAUGAAAGAUGAAGACGUUGCGAUCUACUUACUGCUCAGUCUCCCGAAGUGCUUUAAGAACGUGGUUUUGAACUUGAAGAUGAGCAAUGCAGAGCUGCAUGUGAAAAAUGAGGUCAAGGUGACGAACGAGCACGCCAAGCGACAAGGCGAGAAGAUGACGACGCUGAAAACUGAAUAUGGAACCAAAGCCUUCAGUACUAAGCUCCAGCCCUACCGAUGCAAAUAUUGCAGCAAUGUGGGACACAUGGCAGAGCAUUGGUGGAAAAAGCAAAAGGAUGAAGGUCGAGGAGCCCCACGCGGUGGCAAUGGUCGCGGACGUGGGGCAAACAGUCCAGUGGUGACAUUAUGA
Peronospora matthiolae is the source of this 429-nucleotide messenger RNA. The record is from the annotation of a GenBank genome assembly. NCBI's taxonomy places the organism in Eukaryota, Oomycota, Peronosporomycetes, Peronosporales, Peronosporaceae.